Messenger RNA from Syngnathus typhle (broad-nosed pipefish), 2026 nucleotides. It is a transcript of the gene rpusd2, whose product is annotated as RNA pseudouridine synthase domain containing 2. Gene Ontology annotation, biological process: pseudouridine synthesis. Bases 31 to 1665 code for a protein of 544 amino acids. The record is from RefSeq and is a predicted model, not a curated record. The transcript is spliced from 3 exons. Gene Ontology annotation, molecular function: pseudouridine synthase activity; RNA binding. Lineage: Eukaryota; Metazoa; Chordata; Actinopteri; Syngnathiformes; Syngnathidae.
UGCGCCUGCUGUUUUGAAAGGACCCCGGCGAUGCACGCGGCUUUGACAGUCGUAGGAUUUGCUAAAUUAUAUCCACAUUUGUCAUUUUUACUUUGCGUCGAAGCUACAAGAUAUUUAGUGAACAAAACUACAUACGUUCAUUGCAGUUCUGUAUCGUACAAUUUCCGGAAAAACGUUCAUUCUAGUCGAAGUAAUUGUGUAUCUCUCAUGGAGCUGGAAACUGCCACACCGGUGGAAGAAAACACCCCGGUCGAAGAAGACAAAAUAAGCGGCAAACGUAAAAGCGACGAGGCGAGCAGCUUGCCCCCAAAGCGGAGAGGACCCCGAGGAAAGAAACUCCGUCGCGGGGAGAGAUAUGUACCUCCUCCGCAGAAACGCAACCCGGGUGUCAGUUUCAGCCAGGAACAUUUUGACGAAACGUCGUACUACUUUGAGGACGGUCUGCGUAAAGUUCACCCGUAUUACUUUGACUUCAAGACCUACUGCAAAGGUCGCUGGAUAGGGAAGAGCCUUUUGGAAGUGUUCGAGAGUGAGUUCCGAGCGGAGUCUAUUGAGUAUUACCAGAAGGCUGUCAAAGAGGGGCGCAUCCGCUUGAAUGAGAUUCCCGUGGAAGACCUGAAUGUGGUCCUCAAGAACAAUGACCACAUGAAGAAUACAGUCCAUCGUCACGAGCCCCCUGUCGUGGGCAAACCUCUGGAGGUCCUGGUGGACGACGGCAAAGUCCUCGUGGUUGACAAACCCUCUUCCAUCCCCGUCCACCCUUGCGGACGUUUCCGACACAACACCGUGAUUUUCAUCCUGGGCAAAGAGCGAGGCAUCUCGGAGCUGCACACCGUCCACAGAUUGGACCGACUCACCUCGGGGGUGCUGCUCUUUGCCAGGACUUUGGAGAUCUCGAAAAAACUGGACCAGCUGGUGAGAGACAGACAGCUGGAAAAGGAAUACGUGUGCCGAGUGGAAGGUGAGUUUCCAGAGGGUGACUUGGUGUGCGAGGAGCCCAUCCUGGUUGUGUCUUUUAAAAUUGGGCUCUGCCGCGUUGACCCAAAGGGAAAGGAGUGUCGGACGGUAUUCCAGAGACUUAGCUUUAACGGCAAGACCAGCGUGGUGCGCUGUUUGCCCCUGACGGGCCGCACCCAUCAGAUCAGGGUGCACCUCCAGUACCUGGGCUUCCCCAUCCUCAACGAUCCCAUCUACGGUGCCUCUGCAUGGGGGCCUCACAGGGGAAAGGGCGGUAUGAUGGGGAAGAGUGAUGAGGAGCUCCUCAAGGCUUUGGUUGAGGAGCAUAAAAAUCAGGAGAGUCUCCACCUGCUGGAUGCAUCAGACAACGGGAACAUGUUGUCUCAGGAGGGACGGAAGGAUGAUGAACUAAGUUGCGGUGAAAUAAUAUCGAAGACCACUGCAAAGGAUGCGGCAUGUUCUUCAGACGUAAGCGGUGACGCCGACUUACUCGAAGAAUCUCGGGAACCUCCUACGGAUAAGUCACGUGGAGACCAAGUGCAGACACCAACCGACCCCCUGUGUAGUGAGUGCAAACUAAUACGAGCUGACCCCACCGAACAAGAACUCAUCAUGUAUCUGCACGCUUUACGCUACAAAGGACCAGACUUUGAAUAUUCUACACCGUUACCUGACUGGGCCAAAGAGGACUGGGUGCAAGUGGACUGAGACAAGAUGUCUUCAAAAUGGAUUUCCAGAUGAAUUUUGCGGUGACAUUUUUUUUUGUUGAUUGGGUAAACCCAAAUACAAAAAAAAUGUGCAUUUGUUCAUAAUUAUAUUCAGUUUUUACAAUAAUAUUUUUUUUUGUGAUGGUACCUUUCAUCAUUGUAAAUUCUUAAGUGGUUUUUCAAGGUUAUUGGACAAUGAGUUUUUUUUCUGUUAAUGCUUUUAGGUAAAAGAGUUGUUAAAAAAAAAAAGCAAAUUAAACUCACCGCAGGAAAGUCUUUAAUUUCAUCUGAUUGGAAAAUGUAACAGUUUCAAGUCCUGUAAGUAAAGGAAGUCUUUAAAUAAAGAAUUCUGUUUUACGACA